Helianthus annuus (common sunflower) is the source of this 2064-nucleotide messenger RNA. RefSeq lists its product as uncharacterized. Bases 455 to 1768 code for a protein of 437 amino acids. The record is from RefSeq and is a predicted model, not a curated record. NCBI's taxonomy places the organism in Eukaryota, Viridiplantae, Streptophyta, Magnoliopsida, Asterales, Asteraceae. The transcript has 4 exons.
CCACAAACGGUGAUCGUAAGGAAUAACAUAUGUCCCAGUACCAUCUACCACGUGGAUAAUAUUUCCCGGGGUUUUCUUUUCUUCUGAAUCACCGGCGGUCGGCAAGUAAGCACAGUUUCUUGACGCCAUUGAAAACACAAAGUAUGAUGGUGUUGUUGAAGAAGCAAGUAAUAGGUAAAAUGUAUUCAGUGUGCAGGCCACAUCUGCAGCAGACACAUAUGUAGCAGAUAGGUGGACCAAACCUCUACAGUCAACUCGGACGCCGUUUAUUGUUCCAUAUUCAACAUAUAAAGUUCAAAAAAGGUUGAAGAAAAGGCCCGUUCUUCGCAACAAUAGGAUAUGUGAACCAACAUCUUGAGCGAAGACAAAGUGCAGGUGCGACACCUACAUAUAUAUAUAUAUAUAUAUCAACGCUGUCUGUUCAACGAUUACAACAACCAUUGGUUAAAAAAUAAUGGCAUCUAAAGAUCAAGACCUAGUGAAACACGGCACAAACUUGCCUAAUUAUCUUUAUCAGUACGAGGGGAAAACUGGAAAUACACUAGAAAAAAUGUAUAAUUUUGGAGUUCUUGAUUGGAGUCGUGUAGAAAACUGGAAGUCAAACACAAAAGUCAUCACGAAAACAAAUAAUCAACCACUGGAAAACAAGUCGGGUAAAUUAUCUUACGACAACCUCCCUCGGUCAGAUCAACAAGCAUCAAAAGGUUCACUGCUCAAUUCAUCUCUCAGUAGGAAGUUUAACUCCAGCCUCGAGAAAAUUUCAAAAAGCUUCAUCUUCAAAACCAGCUCAACAUAUAAGCAUUUGAAGUCCGGGUUAAUAACUUAUAAAAUUUCAAAAGAUUUGCACAGUUUUAACUUGAAGAAGGAAAAUGGAAGUAUAGUUUCUUCUACGGUUCAUAAAGCGGAACAGAAUUCGUCUAAUGUGAAGGCGCUUCUAAAGCUUACGAUGAAGAAUGGAAUCCCGUCGUUUGAAACUGUGGAAGGUAACAGCAGCAACAGUUUAACUGCUGUUGUAAACAAGCUACCAUCUGGAAAGGAUGAUACAAGCUUAACUUACACGUUCUAUUCGGUUCAUGAUAUCGGUAAAAUGAACCAAGUUUGGAAGAAACAGGAUUACAACAUUGUGGGAAAUAUGAAGAUUUGUAGUUCAUAUCAUGCUGAAUUUAGUGGGCUAGAAAGGGAUUUGUUUGUGGUGAGAGAAUCCGUUUUGUACGGUCCAGAUUGCUCGAAAGUUGUGGAACUUGCGGCUAUUAUUGCUAAGAACACGAGUAAGGAAAACUUUGGAGGUUUAGGGAGCUCAAAAAGCACGGUGGUUAUUCUUCCUGGUGGUAAUCAUAGUUUACCGAACAGUGGUCAACCGUCUCCGUUGAUUGACAGGUGGCGGUCUGGUGGGAUAUGUGAUUGUGGCGGUUGGGACAUCGGUUGUGAGUUGACGGUUCUUACCAAUCAGAAUGAAACGACUGAAGUUUCAAAUCCAUCUUCCUCAAAUCGUAUCGAUCUUUGUUACCAGGGGAGGCACAACAAGGAACAUGCUUUUAGGUUGGCUCCACUUGAGAAUGGAUUUUACUCACUUGAAUACAAUGCAUCAUCAAUGUCUUUCUUACAAGCAUUCUCCAUUUGUGUUGCAGUUAUAAGUAGCCAAAGUUUAACUCACAUUUUCCAAGUUAAUCGUCUUCAAGAUGCUAAUGACUUCAUUAAACCCUUAAUGACAAGGCAUCGAAAAGUCAAAAGUCAAACCUUUGUACAUCCACCCAUCACGAGUGUAUAGUAUUGUAUUUUCUUUUACGACGUUUGGUCAACCAUUGUACAUCCCACCUAAUAGUACUAGGUACAGGCAAUGUAUGGAAUCGUUAAGUUGUCUUAUAAGACCUAUCACUAGGUUUUAGCGAGCUAUAGUAAGGUCUAAAGUCUAAACCAUAAACGCUCAAAAUUCAGCGGAACAGAAAGGUGGAAAAUUGUAAAAAAAAAAAAAAAAAAGGUUAUUUAAGAUCACAAAUUUGUUUGUGAAGUAUAUUAUAUUUCUCUCUCGUGUCAAAAGAUAUAAGUUUAAGGGUAAAUUAUAAU